This is a messenger RNA of Durio zibethinus, 1222 nucleotides long. RefSeq names its product gibberellin 3-oxidase 3 (gene GA3OX3). Lineage: Eukaryota; Viridiplantae; Streptophyta; Magnoliopsida; Malvales; Malvaceae. The record is from RefSeq and is a predicted model, not a curated record.
AUGGAAUCAAUCCCAUCAUCCCAAACCUUCAAAUCCAGCCCUUCCCAUCCCAAACAUGUCGUUCCAUUAGACUUCAACAAUGUCCCUAAACUCCCAGAUUCCCAUGCAUGGAAGACGACCUUGCCUAUUGAUGAUCACCAGUUGAUUGACCCUUUUACCGAAGAACCUUUGCCCAUCAUUGACCUUGCCAAACCGGAUGUGUUUAACCUCGUAAGACAUGCCUGUGAGAAAUGGGGAGUGUUUCAAGUCACCAACCAUGGCAUUCCCGUUAGUUUCUUUUAUGAAAUUGAGUGUCAAACUCGGCGGCUGUUCUCGCUGCCCGCGGAACGCAAGCUACUGGCUGUCCGGUCACCGGAGGGCUUCACCGGGUAUGGCUUGCCCCGCAUCUCCCCCUUCUUUCCCAAGCUGAUGUGGUCAGAGGGUUUCUCCAUUAUAGGGUCCCCAGUGGAACAUGCUAGCCAACUUUGGCCUGAAGAUCAUUCCAAAUUCUGCGAGGUAAUGGAACAAUACCAGGCGAAGAUGAAAGGAUUAAGCGAGAAAAUAGUGGCAACAAUGCUUAGCUCCUUGGGCUUAACUCAUGAAGAUGUGAAAUGGUUUGAGCCCAAAAAUGGUUGUGACCAAACCACAUGCGUUCUUCAACUGAACUCCUAUCCAGUGUGCCCGGACCCAGGCCGAGCCAUGGGCUUAGCCCCUCAUACAGAUUCAUCUCUGCUCACUUUGCUUUACCAAGGCUGGGUUAGUGGCCUCCAAGUCUGCAGAGAUGGUGCAGGGUGGGUGGCAGUGGAGCCGGUUGAGGGCGCCUUGGUGGUCAGUGUUGGUGAUUUGAUGCAUAUCGUCUCCAAUGGCAAGUUCAAGCCUGUGUUGCAUCGUGCAGUUGUGAACAACACGCACCACCGAGUGUCGACAGCAUACUUUUACGGGCCACCACGGGAGGUCAAGGUCUCACCAUUAAGGAAGUUGAUCGACCAUGCUCAUCCCCCACUAUAUCGCCCGGUGACAUGGAAGGAGUACCUUGAAGCCAAGUCAAAACAUUUUAACAAGGCACUUGAGUCGAUUCGUCUUUGUUUGCCGCUGGCUGGUUACUCCAAGCUACAAGGGGACAAUUCACAAAUGGGAUAUCGAUGUCGUAUAAACCGAGGAACCACACGUAUGCACAAAAUGGGUUCAUCCAAAUUCUGGCUUAAGACAUCAACUUUUUGCCGCUGACUCCUGAUAUGUGAGU